CCUUAACUUUAGGGUGUAAAGUAGGAAAAUAGUAUGUGUUAGGCAAGAAGUGGAUCCCGUCUGUGAUACAAAACAGUUUCCAGGGAAACCAGAUGGUGGCGGAAGGAAGGGGAGUUUGGGCUUACUUGUUACACACAGAUAAAGAGCGAGAAGAGGAAGAAAGGAGGAGGGGUAGAGAGGGAGCUGAGAAGCAGUGGUUCUUGGGAUCUUUCAUUCUCCCUUCCCAUUCUUUUUUCAUUCUUGCCAGAUGUGAAGGAUUCUUUUGCUUUUCCUUUUUUUUCCUCCUGUUCCUUUUGUGCUGCCAGAGUGGCUUUCAAGAAGUCUUCUCCGUGGAGAGGUGCACUCGGCAUUUGAAGUCAAUGGCUGUAACAACAUUUGUUUUCUUGUUGUAGUCUUGAGUUGCUUUAAGUUUUUCUGGACAAAGCUGAGCACUUGAGAAUGAAGCAACAUCUGCAUAGUCGUGUGCCGGCAUUUGGGAGUGUAAACUUUCUUCUAGCCUGACCUUAGUAGGAAACCCAAAAGGACUCUUUGAGGAUGGGAUGCUUCAGCUCUGUCCCACAAGAGGAUGUCAUUGUAGUAGGAACAUCCACUUCCCGAGAAAGCAGCUUUGUGGAUAAGAUGAAGAAGACGGGCAAAAAUAUAGUAGUAUUCUAUGGAUCUCAGACUGGAACAGGAGAAGAAUUUGCUAAUCGACUUUCUAAGGAUGCUCACCGCUAUGGCAUGCGUGGUAUGGCAGCGGACCCUGAAGAAUUUGAAUUGGCGGAUCUUGGUCGUCUUACAGAGAUUGAAAAAUCUCUUGCGGUGUUCUGCAUGGCUACGUACGGUGAAGGGGACCCUACAGACAAUGCUCAAGACUUCUAUGAUUGGUUACAGGAAACUGAUGUUGAUCUUUCUGGACUAAAAUUUGCAGUAUUUGGCCUUGGAAAUAAGACAUAUGAGCACUUUAAUGCCAUGGGUAAAUAUGUGGACAAAAGACUAGAAGAGCUUGGAGCUGAAAGAAUCUUUGAACUUGGAAUGGGAGAUGAUGAUGGGAAUCUGGAGGAAGACUUUAUCACAUGGCGUGAGCAGUUUUGGCCUGCAGUCUGUGAACACUUUGGUGUAGAAGCAACAGGUGAAGAAUCCAGUAUUCGUCAAUAUGAACUUGUGGUGCACACAGAUGAGAAUAUGAAUAAGGUCUACACUGGGGAGAUGGGUCGUCUUAAGAGCUAUGAAACACAAAAACCACCUUUUGAUGCCAAAAAUCCAUUCCUGGCAAAUGUCACUCUGAACCGAAAACUUAACGAAGGUGGAGAAAGGCAUUUGAUGCAUCUGGAACUUGAUAUAACCGGCUCAAAGAUCAGGUACGAGUCAGGAGAUCAUGUGGCAGUAUAUCCAGCUAAUGAAUCUGCAAUAGUUAACAAACUAGGAGAAAUUCUAGGCGUAGACCUUGACACUGUGAUAUCUUUGAACAACCUUGAUGAGGAAUCAAACAAGAAGCACCCAUUUCCUUGUCCAACCACCUAUCGCACAGCUCUUACCUAUUACUUGGAUGUAACCAAUCCACCACGUACCAAUGUACUUUAUGAACUUGCCCAGUAUGCCACUGAUCCAAAAGAGCAAGAGAAUCUGCGUAAAAUGGCCUCUUCUGCACCUGAUGGCAAGGCAUUAUAUCUUAGUUGGGUUGUGGAAGCAAGGAGAAAUAUUCUGGCGAUUCUAGAAGAUGUGCCUUCACUGCGUCCUCCCCUUGAUCACCUUUGUGAAUUAUUACCACGUCUGCAGGCCCGUUAUUACUCUAUUGCCUCUUCUUCAAAAGUUCAUUCCAAUUCCAUACACAUCUGUGCGGUUGUAGUAGAAUAUGAGAGCAAGGCUGGACGACAUAACAAAGGUGUUGCUACAAACUGGCUGAAAAACAAACAGCCAAAUGACAAUGGACACAAAGCCUCUGUGCCCAUGUAUGUCCGCAAAUCUCAGUUCCGGUUACCAUUCAAACCCAGCACGCCUGUCAUAAUGAUUGGGCCUGGCACAGGUAUCGCUCCAUUCGUGGGAUUCAUUCAAGAGCGGGAAUGGCUGAAACAGCAAGGUAAGGAGGUUGGAGAAACUGUUAUGUAUUAUGGCUGCCGGCAUGAACAUGAAGAUUAUCUUUACAAGGAAGAACUUGGUCGAUUUUAUAAAGAUGGUGUUCUUACCCAGUUGAAUGUUGCCUUUUCACGGGAUCAGAAAGAAAAGAUUUAUGUCCAGCAUCUUCUAAAGAAAAACAAGGAAAAUGUAUGGAAGCUAAUUAAUGAGGAAAAUGCCCAUAUCUAUGUGUGCGGUGAUGCCCGCUAUAUGGCUCGUGAUGUGCAGAACGCUUUCUAUGACAUUGUUGAAGAAUAUGGCAAGAUGGAUCGCAGCCAAGCUGUAGAUUACAUCAAGAAACUAAUGACAAAGGGCCGUUACUCCCAAGACGUCUGGAGUUAAUUCGUACACAGCCUGAAAUGAGAGGACCGUCUAGAGAUACUUUUUGAGAUCUGCGUGAGCCAGUUAAUGUAAAUCUAAUAGACACUAUCUUUUAGAAUCCUUUUUAAGAGAUGCAACCAACCUGGUGUAGUUCUGUUCCAAGUAUAAUCCUCUCAAAUUAUGUUUUGAACUGUGCCAGUCAAGAAGCUGUCCAGUCCUCUAGGAUAUUCAUGCUCACUUUGGUGGAAAUGGACUUUUUCCCUUGGAUGUGCCAUUUACAAAAUCUUUUUUUAUUUUUAUUUUUUGAGGGGGAGGGGCUUGCAGUUUUACAUAAGGAACAGAAAAUGGCAGGAAAAUUCAUGAAGCUGGUAGGUCUGCAUCAACGACAAAUCGCUAUACAUGGCACACCUCCUUUUUCAUUUUGCAUGGCUGUUUUAUUUUGUAUCAUGUGCCGGUUAACAAAGGAUGACCUACAAUAUAUUGUACAAUAUAUGUAUUUUAACUUUUGAUACUUAGGCCAAUUUCACUAAUAAAGUUAUACAAUUCUAACUUGAUAUGCAGCUUCACUAAUGGUUUAAUAUAACUCCAUAGGAAAACCAGAUUAUGAAGAUCGACCGCUGCUAUUGUUGGUAUUCUCAAGUUCCUCAGCCUCCAAUAAAAUCUCAACUAAGAUUCAUUAAAAUUUGAGAAAAGCUGCUUUUCUUUGUGUCUUAAUGAACAAGGCUUUUCUACAGGUUCUUAGGGUCCCAUAAGAUGAGUUUAAUAUAUUGCCAGUAGUAACCUCAUUGCAUGUCUUUUCUAAAAGGAAUGGAGAAUGUUUCGGUGCAUAGAGGAGCACCAAGAUAGAUCCAAGUUGUAUAAGAAAGCAGAUGUGUGGCUGCUAUGAUCAAUAGAAAUACACGGACUGUCAUGAACCUGCAGGGGGAAUAGCUCAGGACUGUGCUGACCUUUUUGGUGCAUUUACAUUUAAGCAUUAUGGGGGAGAUUUAUCAAAACCAGUGCAGAGGAAAAGUUGCCCAUAGCGACCAAUCCAAUUGCUUCUUUAAUUUUCACAGAGCUUUUUAAAAAUGAAAGAAGCAAUCGGAUUGGUUGCUAGGGACAACUUUCAUCUGGGCAAGUUUUGAUAAAUCUCUCCCUAUAUAGAAUACACAGGGCUGCCAUCAGUACUGGUGGUAAUGGAGCCAAAUAAAAUACAUAAAGGAGCUUGUUGCCAGGUCCUUUUUACAGCUUAUGGUAAAGGGGACCCAGACACUUCAGGUGUAUGGGGCCCGAAAAUUGAUGAUGGCAGUACCGACCAACAUACAACUUGUAAAACCAUUCUUCAACUCUACAGCUAUAUUGUAAGAUCUGUCAUGAAAUUAUUAAGAAUCCAUAGCAUUUGUUAAGAAGGGACUUGGUAACCCAUUAUUCAGAAAUGCAAGCACUUGUAGAUACCCAUCCCCUGCACCUUAUUUAUUUAUUCCAUAAUACCUUAUAGUCUGGAUAAACUUUUAAUCUGCAGUAAUGUAGUGUGGACACAACUGGUAAAUUGAGAAUUUACAGGACCUCUUGCUGAAAGAGUAAAAAUAAAAUGUUGCAUUUAUUUUUAUUUUUUUCAGAAGUGGCAGAGUGAAUGCAGAUUCACAGACUUAGAAAUCAAGUUUUUCUUAUUAUUGUAGCCAAGAAGAUGUUCUGAUGUUUAUCACUUGUGGCACAUUAAAGAAAGGUUCCUCUGCUUGAAUAGGUGAGGUAGAAGUAGGUUGGUGGGCUGCAUCAGGGUUCUGUUAUCACAGAUUGUAUCUUGUGCUAUCUUAUGUGUAGUCUAUUGAGGUUCCAUGCAUAUUUUUAACAACCUUUUCCCUGUGUGCAUUGUGUUUAAACAAAAACAUUUAAGAUUUUUUUUCCACCUUUUCAAAUUAAGCUUUUAAUAAAAUGAUUGUAAAUAAUUUUAAAUAUGCAUUAACCUUAAAAAUAAAAUAAACAUAUUAAAUUUAUGCCA
Molecule: messenger RNA, 4393 nt
Organism: Hyla sarda
Lineage: Eukaryota; Metazoa; Chordata; Amphibia; Anura; Hylidae
Product: NADPH--cytochrome P450 reductase
Exons: 15
Coding region: 535-2436 (633 amino acids)
Biological process (GO): response to hormone
Cellular component (GO): cytosol
Molecular function (GO): flavin adenine dinucleotide binding; FMN binding; NADPH-hemoprotein reductase activity
Source: RefSeq, a predicted model, not a curated record